GGCUCACUAUUCUGGGUGAUGGAGGCUACUAGAAAUUUGACUCUGGAUGCAGAAAUGUUACUGAAUCUCAUUAUAGACGCUGCCAGUAAAGACUUUGAUUUGCUAUGGACCAAAAAGAAAAACUGUUGAGAUAAUUUCUUCAGGAUCAUCAGUGAGGUCCUCAUAGACAUUAAAUUCAAAGGAUACCAUGAUGACAGGCAUGAAUGGAAAUAGCUCUGAAACAACAGCAGUCAAUCAAGUGGCAAUGGACCCUGCAUUUCAGAUGAUAACAGUUACCAAGGAAAUAGGCUUAGGCCUGAAUAUUGUGGGAGGAAUUAACCGGAAUGAAGGGCCCCUGGUAUAUAUUCAGGAAAUAAUUGCUGGAGGAGACUGCCAUAAGGAUGGGAGGCUAAAGCCAGGGGAUCAACUCGUCUACAUAAAUAAGGAGUCAUUGAUUGGUGUUUCAUUUGAAGAAGCCAAAAGCAUAAUUACAAGAGCAAAAUUAAGAUCAGAAUCUGCUUGGGAAAUAGGGUUCAUAAGACAAAAGCUUAGCUCAAAUCAGCAAGAAACUACACAACGUUCAUCUCUCUUGUCAUCUACAGAAGGAUGUGAGACUCAGGUUUCAACGUCUUUUAAUGUCCUUUCUCAUCAUGAAAACUUUGAUCAAAAGAUGUCAUCCACUCCCAUUACUGUAGAUACCACCUUAAUGUCUUUUAAAAAAAAUCAGAUAAAAACCGGAUUCAAGAAAAGAGAGCCAUCUCCAAUUACUUCUCCAAACAACAGCCCCACGGAUGUAUCUAAUCCAAAUAUCACCCCCAACUGGCCUAAUGAGACUGGACUACAAGGAGAGAAUAUUUUCUUAGAUCCCUUAGUUCGCCUUAAGAUUGAGAAACUAGAGAUGGCCCUAAAUUAUCUUGGUAUUCAGCCCACUGAGGAGGAGCACAAAGCCCUGAGGCAACAAGUGCAAAUAGACUCCAAGGGAACUGUGUCUUUUGGAGAUUUUGUCCAGGUUUCCAGAGAACUAUUUCGUUUACAGCUGAAUGAAGUAGCCAUUGGGCAAAAAUCCAAAAUGCUUAGUGCCCGUGAGAUUUCCCAUUUAUUAGAAUCACAGCUUCUUCCCCAUGAUUCUUCAGAAAUGGAUGAAAUAGAAAAGCUUAAACAUGAAAGAAAUGAUGCUUUAAGAGAAGUCAGCAAACUCAAGGAUAAGCUGCUAGAAUCAGAAAAUCAAAGAAAACAAUUAACUGAAGAGCUCCAGAAUGUGAAACAAGAAGCUAAAGCCGUCGUGGAAGAAACAAGAGCCCUGAGAAGCAGGCUUCAUCUUGCUGAAGCAGCACAGAGGCAGGCCCAUGGCAUGGAAAUGGACUAUGAGGAAGUGAUUCGCCUCUUAGAAGCUGAAAUAAAGGAGCUAAAGGCUCAGCUGGCUGAUCACUCUGGCCCGAGCAAAGAAAGUUUUCAAGACUUAAGAAAGAGAAUCACAGUGUUGGACUGCCAACUGCGGAAGUCAGAAACAGCUCGGAAAACCUUUGAACUCACAACUGAGAAGUUGUUGAACUUUGUGGAGACAAUCCAAGAAGUUCUUUCUGAUCAGUCUUCUUCCUUGUCAAAUUUAAGUGACCGAAGAUCAAUAUUAGGUUCUCAAACACUAUUCCCACAGCUUGGAAGGAAUGGACGCAAUGUGACAGCAAAUCUGGUCCAGGAAUCCAGGGAGCUUGCUAAAUCUGUUCGUGCCCUUCUGGAUGUGGACCGUCUACCUUAUGGAUGGGAGGAAGCUUACACAGCAGAUGGAAUCAAAUACUUUAUCAAUCAUGUAACACAGACUACAUCAUGGAUUCACCCUGUGACAAGUGCUCUGAACUUGUCCUGUUUGGAGGAGAAUGAAGAAGAUUGCCCCAGAGAUCGUCCCAACCAAAAGAGCUGAUGGUAUCUUUUAGAGAAUAGAGCCACAGGAUAGAGCAGCAUUAUUUUCAGAAUAGCUUCAACUGACAUCCAGUAUGUAAUGGGGACAAACUGUAUGCCAUUUGCAGAAGUUGUGAAGUAGGGGACAAUGAAUUUAUCCUGUUUGUUUAAACCAAACAUCUCAUGUAAGUGUUUCCCAUGCACAUUUCCUGUUCAUUUCAUUUCAACACUUUCCUAUAGGAUAAUUGACUGGUAAUAUGCCAAUUAUUUUUUAAAAAAUAAUCUGUUCAGAUUUUUCUAAAUGGCAAGGAAUUUGCAAAACUUAUUUGAACAGUUUUUCCCCUCCUUUGGAAAUUAGUUGUGAUAACUUUGAAAAUUAUUUGUAUUUAAAUCUUCUACUGAAAAAAGUGUGCAUGUCUUCACAUUUUCAUUGGAACACUAUUUGAUAAUACAUUAAUUCUUUAAAUUUAUUUUUCAUCAUAAUUUUCAGUGCAGGUUGUUUUAUUUGCUCUCCAAAAGUGAGGAAGAAUCUGAAAUGCCCAUCUAAAAAUACUGAGGAGUUCACAAAACAAUGUUGCAUAAAGGAAUGCUAUUUAUAGCAGCUAGUUUCAUAUCUAUUCCAUUAUGGCUUCACAUAGUAGUGGGUAUAUAUGAGUCACCCAUCCUCUCUACAUAAUUCUACUCCUUUCUUAAAGCAUUUUUUUCAUUCAUUCAUUCAUUCAGCAAGUAUCUGUAGGGUACCUCUGUUUUCCCCUUUCUUCCAUUUCUCUACCAGGCAGAGGAAAAUUUCAUGAAAUUUUUUCUAGCAGCUGAAGGCAAGGCUUCAAACUAAAAUGGAAUAUUCAGUCAGGAAAGUCCCUAAUGUGGAAGUGGCCUUUCUUGAAUUUGGGGAUGGGAGGCAAGUAGAAAGACAAUUUGUCAGCCAAACAAUUAUGACCUCAUUACCUACACAAGAUUCAGUAUUAGCCUUUUGGGUUUCCACCAUUCACUUGUGCUUACUGAAAGGCAGCAUGGAAUGGUGGCUACAAAGUGGGCUCUUAGUCUGAAAGACCUCAGCUUAUGUCCCACCUUUGACCCUACUCACUCUGUGACUCUUAACCUCUCAGUGCCCCUCAAGCAACUUUCUAAGACUUGAGGCUACAGAGAAGUUGCCCUUUGCUUUAGGAGAAUAAGUUCCUUACCAGAAGUUUGUUUUACUGAUAAAAUCAUAGUUCUGGAGGGGGUUUAAGUGCCUAAUACUUACAACUAUCCAUUAGACUUUUAUUUUAUAUAACAAUGACUCCUAGAAUAACUCUAAAAGUAAUGGGCUGCUGACUCUUAGCUUCAAACCAUUCCUUCCACAUACACCAGGAUAAAAGAAAACCACAUGCACACUCACACAAGGCCAGAUGAAAAAGGCAAUGAAUACUUAGAUGCUUUAACCUGCUUUGUUUUAAAAUCAGCUUCAUUGUGAUAUGGAAUUCUUAAUCCAUGAGGUUUAAAAGGAAUUUGGGUAUAUAAUGCCAUAAAGCCUAGUUUCUAGAUUGCCUUCCAUCAGCCAGAAAUCUCUUUUAAAUUUGCAGUGCAGUAAGAUGAUAAUUGGUGAUCAUAAUUAAGUCUCUGAAGUGCUGCAAGAUUCCAAGUGUAUUUUCCAACAGGUCAGUCAGUAAGUAUUUAUUAGCACCUACUGCAUUCUAGGUAACUGUGCUAUGCCCUGAGAAUACAAAAAAAAAAAGCAAAAAUAAACAAUCAAAACAAUAGUCCCUGCUUUCAAGGAGUUCAUAGUCUAUCUAAUGAGAAAGUCAACAUGUGAACAACUAUAUACAGAUAUUGCAAUUCAGCAAACAUUUAUUAAAUGCCUAGUUAAGAAAACAAAAUAUAUCCCCUGCUCAUAACGAAGACACAAUCUAAUGAGGGAGAAAACAGGUAAACAAUUAUGUACAAAUAGUUUAAUAAACAUUUAUUAAGUGGCUACUGUGUGCCCAGCACUGUUUAAAGUACUUGGUUUGUAGAUAAGAAAGACAGUUCCUAUUCUCAAGGAGCUUACAGUGGGCAGAUAACAUAUAAGCAACUAUAUACAUGUAAGAUAUAUGCAGGAUAAAUUAGAAAUAAUCUAUAGAGGGAAGGAAUGGUUAAGUCAUGAGAGACACCAGUAAGCAGUAAACAAAGAAACAUUCAAUAUGUUUUAAAUAUUAGGGACAUUUUAGUUUCUGCCUAAUUCUUUGAAAAUUGUGAUACUACUCUUAUGUAUAGACAGUAUUUACCAGGACAGUUGGAGUAGAUUUUCUUAACAAAGAUACUGAAGUAGUUUUCCAUUUCCUUCUCCAGCUCAUUUUACAGAUGAGGAAACUGAGGCAAAGAUGGUUACAUAUCUUGUCCAGGGUCACACAGCUAGUAAGUGUUGAAGCUGGAUUUGAAACAAUAUAUAUGUACAUUAUACAUAUAGUUAUGGAUGUAAAGAUAAACAUGGAUAUGCAUUAUUCAUCCAUUAACCUGUUGGUAGUAAUCAGAUGCUAUAAAUUGCUGGGACCAUACUUAAGGCCUUUCUAAUUUGGUAGAAAUUAUGGGAACUUGCACUUAGUCAGCAUGGCUUUUAAGAAACCAAUAGUAGGGGAGCGAGGAGCCAAGAUGGCAAAGAGAAGCCAGGAACUUGCCAGAACUCACUCUCUUGAAAACAACAUUAAAUCAAUCCUCUAAAAGUAUUCUAUAGUGAUAGAAUGCACAAAAAGAUGGAGUAAAACAAAUUUCCAGCCCAAGAUAACUUAAAAGGACUUCAGGAAAGGUCUGUCUCACUUGGUAAAAAGGGAGCAGAGCCCAGUGCAGAUAGUGUCUGGGCAAGCCAGUGGGAAGCUCUUAGCCACAGCACAGAUUAGCAACCAAGGUCCCAUGGUCCUGGCUCAGCAAGCCAGCUGUGAGGUCUCCAGCCCCAGAGCAUCAGGCAAACUACGAGACCCAGAGCAAUCCAGAUCACAAUAGACAUAACUGGACAGUGAGCCAGCAACCAGCCCCAGAGGCUCUAAUGUAGACUGCCAGUAGCCAGACCUCUGACUCCCAGUGCAAAUAAGCUUAGGUUCCUGUCUACCCCAGGAACAGAAUAUAUCUUUUAAAAAAUGAGCAAAAAAAUAAAAAAGAGCCCUGAACAUAAAAAGUCACUAUGGUUAUAAGUAAAAUCAAAACACAAACUCAGGAAGAGAACAGUACCAAAAUGCCUACAUGCAAAACCUCAACUAAAGAAAAUAUGUGUUAAAAAUUAAAAUUGAGCAAGUGGAAGCUAAUGACUCUGAGACAUCAAAAAUCAAUCAAAUAAAAUCAAACAGUAAAAAAUAGAAAAAUGUGUAAAAUCCUUCAUUGAAAAAACAACUGACCUGGAAAAUGGAUCCAGAAGAAAUAAUUCAAGAACUAUUGGAGGACUUGAAAACCAUGAUCAAAAAAAGAACCUGGACAAUAAAAUUUCAAGUAAAACUGCCCUAAUAUUUUAGAACCAGAAGGUAAAAUAGUCACUGAAAAAAUUCAUUGAUCAUCCCCUGAAAAAGAUCCCAAAAUUAAAACUCCAAGGAAUAUUAUAGCUCAAUUCCAGAACCAUUAGGUCUAGAAGAAAAUAUUGCAAGCAGCCAGAAAGAAACAAUUCAGCUUCUACAUUAAAAAAUUGAAGGGCAUGGAAUUUAUAUUCUAGAAGGCAAAGGAGAUUAGGUUACAACCAAGAAUCAAGUACCUUUUCAAAAUUGUGUAUAAUCUUUUAGGAGAAAAAAUGGAUAUUCAACAAAAUUUCAAACUUUCUUCAUGAAAAGACCAGAGAUGAACGGAAAUUUUGAACUUCAAAUACAAGAUUCAAGAGAAAAAGGAAAACAGAAAAGUAAAAAAUUACAGUAAUAUUCAAUAAGACUACAUUGUUUAUAUCCCUACAUGGAAUAAUACUUGUAACUCUUAAGAACAUUACAUUGUUUAUAUUCCUACAUGGAAUAAUGCUUGUAACUCUUAAGAACUGCUCUAUUAGAGCAGAUAGAAGGAGUAUACUUAGAUAGAGGAUGUCAACAUAAGUUGAUCAGGAGGUGAUGUUAAAAAAAAUAAUAAAGGGUUAAAAUAAGAAUUGUACUGGAAGAAGAAGAAAGGGAGAGAGAGAAUGGGGGGAUUUAUACCAUAGGAAAGACCUAUUAGAGUAGAGGAAAAGGGGGUGGAGGGUUAGCACUGUUUGAUCCUUAUUCCCAUCAAAUUGGGCUUUAAAAGGGGAAUAACUUACAUAUUUGUUUGGGUAAAGAAACCUGUCUUCCCCGGUAAGAAAGUAGGAAGAGAAGAGGGAAAGAAAAAGGAAAAGCUGAUAGAAGGGAGAACAGAUUGAGGGACAUAGCAGUCAGAUGCAAAAAAACUGGCAAGAUGGGAGAGGGUACAAGGAGAGAGACAACUAUAAACAAGGAAAAUGGGAUGGAGAGACGGUAUUCAUAAAUGGGAAUGGGAAUGGGAAUGGAUUGCAAAGUAGAUUAAAAAUAAUCCUACAGUAUGUUGUUUACAAGACACACAUUUGAAGCAAAGAGAUACAUACAAAGUAAAGGUAAAAGGCUAGAUCAGAAUAUACUAUGCUUCAGCUGAAGUUUUUUUUUAAAAAAAGGCAAUUUUGAUCUCACAAAAAAAGCAAAAAUACAUCUAAUUAUAGAGACAAGGAAGGAAACUACAUCUUGUUAAAAAGAUGCCAGAGACAAUGAAAUAGUAUCAAUACUAAACAUAUGCACCAAGUGGUAUAGCAUCCAAAUCUUAGAGAAGAAAUUAAGUCAUUAUAGGAAGAAGUGGACAACAAAACCAUACUAGCAGGGACCUCAGCCUUUCCUCUCCGAACUAGAGAAUGCAACCACAAAACUGGAGAACAGAACCACAAAAUAAAGAAGUUAAGAAGGUGAACAGAAUUUUAGUAAAGUUAGAUAUGAUAGACCUCUGGGAGAAAAUUGGAUAAAGAUAGAAAGGAAUAUAUCUUUUUCUCAGUGGUACAUGACACCUUUACAAAAAUUGACUAUGUAUUAGAGCAUAAGAACAUCACAAAAAGGCAGAAAUAUUAAAUUCAUCCUUUUCAGAUCACAAUGCAGUAAAAAUUACAUGUAAUAAAGAACCAUGAGAAAAUAGAUCAAAAACUAAUUGGAAAUUAAAUAAUCUAAAGAAUAAAUGGUUCAAACAACAAAUCAUUAAAAAUAUAUAAUUUCAUCAUAGAAAAUGACAAUGAGACAACAUACUAAAAUUUGUGGGAUGUUGUCAAAGCAGUACUUAUGGGAAAGUAUAUAUUCUAAAUUCUUACAUGAAUAAAAUACAGAAAGACCAAAUCAAUGAAUUAGGCAUGCAAUUUAAAAAGCUAGGAGAAAAAAAAAAUCCCCAAUUGAACACCAAAUUAGCAAUUCUGAAAAAUCAAAGGAAAAAUUAAUAAAAUUCAAAAUAAAAAAACUAUUGAAUCAAUAAAUAAAAUUUAUUAUUAUAUGGAGGAGGAAGACAAUAAAACAGACAAGUCUUUGGUUAACUCAAUUUUUUUAAAAAAGAAAACCAAAUUACUAGUAGAUUUACCAAAUUAAGAGAAAAUUAAACCAAUAAUUAAAAGCCAUUUUUCUAAUCUGACAAUCUAAGUGAAUUGGAUUUAUAUUUACAAAAAUGUAAAUUGCUCAGAUUACCAGAAGAGGAAAAAUAAUGCUUAAAUAACCCCAUUUAAGAAAAAGAAGUUGAAUAAGCUAUCAAUGGACUCCCUAAGAAAAAAUCUCCAGGGCCAGAUGGAUUUACAAGUAAAUUCUAUCAAACCUUUACAGAACAAUUCCAAUGCCAUAUAAACAGUUUGGGAAAAUGGGUGGAGUCCUACCAGAUUCCUUUUAUGACACAAAUAUGGUGCUGAGAGCUAAACUAGCAAGAACCAAAACAGAAAUGGAGACCAAUUUCUCUAAUGAAUAUUGAUGCAAAGGUUUUAAAUGAAAUAUAGCAAAGAGUACAGCAAUUCAUCAUCAUCAGGAUACUAUGACCAGGUGAGAUUUAUAUCAUGAAAACAAGGCUGGUUCAAUAUUAGGAAAGCAAUUAGCAUAAUUGGCCAUAUCAAUAACAAAACCAACAGAAAUCAUGAUUAUUUCAAUAUAUGCAGAAAAAGCUUUUGACAAAAAUAUAUGGUGUCAUUUUUAUUAAAAAGACUGGAGAGUAUAAAAAUAAUGCUUUCUUUACAAUAAGUAGUAUCAGGGGCAGCUUGGCCCUGAAGUGAGGAGGACCUGAAUUCAAAUCUGGCUUCAGACACUGAACACUUUCUAGGUGUGUGACCCUGGGCAAGUCACUCAACCCCAAUUGCCUCGGCAAAUAAAUAAAUAAGUAGUAUCUAUCUAAAGCCAUCAGCAAGCAUUUUCUGUAAUGGGGAUGAACUAGAAACCUUUCCAAUUGAAGCAAGAAUAUUCAUUUCACUAUUAUUCAUUAUUGUACUAGAAAUGUUAAUUUUAGCAAUAAGAGAAAAGAAAUUGAAGGAAUUAGAAUAGAUGAUGAAGAAACAAAACUAUUACUCUUUUCAUAAGAUAUGAUGGUGUACUUAGGGAACCCUAGAAAAUCAACUAAAAAAAACCUACUUGAAGUAAUUAAUAACUUUAGUAAAGUUGCAGGAUAUAAAAUAAACCUACAUAAAUCAUUGAACUUUGUAUAUAUAUUAUCAACAAAGCUAGAUAGAACAAGAAAUUCCAUUUAAAAUAAUUAUUGACAAUAUAAAAUAUUUCGGCAUCUACUUGCCAAGAUAAACUCAGGAACUACACAAAUAUAACUAUAAAAUACUUUUAAUACAAAGUCAGAUCUAAACAAUUGGGAAAAUAUCAAUUGCUCAUGGAUAAUCUGGGCUAAUAUUAACAAAAAUGACAGAGCUAUCUAAAUUAAUGUACUUAUUCAAUGCCAUACCCAUCAAACUACCAACAUAUUAUUUUAGAAAACUAGAAAAAAUGUUAAAAUCAUCUAGAAAAACAAAAGGUCAAGAAUAUCAAGGGAAGUAAUGAACAAAAGUUCCAAGGAAGGUGGCCUGCUGGUCUCAGAUCAAAAAUUAUAUUAUAAGGGAGCAAUCAUCAAAACUAUUUGGCACUGGUUAAGAAAUAGAAUAGGGUAUCAGUAGAAUAGAUUUGGUACAUAAGACAUAGUAGUAAAUGAUUAAUAAUCUAGUGUUUGAAAAACCAAAAGAUGCUAACGUCUACUAGAAGAAACUCUUUAACAAAAACUUUUAGGGAAAUUAGAAAAUAAUAUGGUAGAAACUAGAUAUAGAUGAAUAUAUCACACCAUAUACUAAGAUAAGGUCAAAAUGGACACAUGGUUUAGACAUAGGUUGAUGAUUAUAAGCAAAUUAGGAAAGGAAAAAAUAGUUUACCUGUUAUAUCUAUAAAAAAGGGAAUAAUUUAUGAUAAAAAGUUGGGAGUUGGGAGGUAUUAAGAAAUGCAAAAUGGAUAAUUUUGAUUUUCACACAAACAAAACUAAUAUUAGAAGGGAAAUAGAAAUCUGGGAAUCAAUCUUUAUAGCAAGUGUCCCUGAUAAAGGCCUCAUUUCUCAAAUACACAAAGAACUGAAUUAAAUUUAUAAGAAUACAACUCAUUCCCCUAAUUGAUAAAUGGUCAAAGGAUAUAAAUGAGCAGUUUCCAGAUGAAGAAAUAAAAUAUGUUAUAAAUAAAUGUUAUCUACAGUCAUAUGAAAAAAUACUCUAAAUCAUCAUUGAUUAGAGAAAUGAACAUUAAAACACCUCUGAGGUACUAUGUCACACCUAUUAGAUUAGCUAAUAUGACAAGACAGAAAAUGAUAUAUGUUGGAGAAAAUGUGGUAAAAUUGGGAUACUAAUGCAUUGUUGGUGGAGUUGUAAACUGAUCAGACCAUUCUAGAGAGGAGUUUGGAACUAUUCCCAAAGGGUAAUAGAUAAUCAAACUGAGGAUACUUUUGAUCCAGUAAUAACACUAGUAGGGUUUUAUCCCAAAGAGAUUGUAGAGAAGGGGAAAAGACCUAUAUGUGCAAAAAUAUAGCUGCUCUUUUUGUGAUGGCAAAGAUAUGGCAAUUGAUGGAAUGCCCAUCAGUUUGGGAAUGACUGAAAUUGUGGUCUAUGACUAUAAUGGAAUAUUGUGCCAUAAGAAAUGAUGAGCAGGCAGAUUUCAGAAAAACUUAGAAAGACUUAUGAACUGAUACUAAGUAAAGUGAUCAUUGUAAACCUUAACAGCAAUAUUGUGCAAUGAUCAACUAUGAUUGACUCAGCUCUUCUCAGUGAUCCACUGAUCCAAGACAAUUCUAAAAGAUUCAUGACAAAAUGCUAACCAUAUCCAGAGAUGGAGUCAAAGAGUCUGAAUUCAGAUUGAAGAAUACUUUCACUUGUUUUUUGUAGCUUUUCCCUUUUCUGUUUCUUUUUUCACAGCAUGCCUAAUUUGGAAAUAUGUUUUCAAGACUGCAUAUGUAUCCUAUAUCAGAUUACUUGCCAUUUUGGUGAAGGAGGAUGAGGAGGACAGAGGAAAAAAAUUAGAAUUCAAAAUCACAUUUAAAAAAUGAAUGUUGAGAACUAUCUUUAUGCAUAAGUGGAAAAAAGUAAACUACUAUUUACAAAAGUAAAAAAAAAAAAAAAAAAAAAAAACAAUAUUCACUCCAAACUAUAAUGCAGCAUUAUAUAUAAAGAAAGUAUAAAUCUUUAGAAUGAUAGAGAUGAAAACGGUCUUUAAAACAAAAGCAGCUAAAUGGCAUAGUGGAUAGAGCACUGCUCCUGGAGUCAGGAUAGACCUGAAUUAAAAUCUACUUGGACACUUAAUAGCUGGACGACUGGAUAAGUCAUCUGACUCCUACCUAUCUUCAUUUUCUCAACAGUAAAAUGUAGACAAUAAUAGCACUUCCCUCCCAGAGUUGUUGUGAAGAUCAAAGAUCAAAUGUUUCUUCCCUUCCUUCCUUUAAGAGAUUAUCUGAGUUCUCAAUGUUAAGUGACUUGUCCAAAGUCAUACAAUUAGUUAGCAAUAAAACCAGGAAUAGAAUCUAGGCCUACUGAUUUACAAUCCAGUUUUUUUUCCUACUAUAUCAUAUUGCCUUCCAGGUGUGUAGAAAUCCAAUGUGAGGGUAUAGUUAGAUAUAAUCACAAGUACAAUAAAAAUUGUAACUCUCUUCUCUUGGUUGUCACACAGAAUUCAGAAUGGAAAAAUCGAAGGUUUUUGUAGUUUUGGGGGGUUUUUUAAUUGAAUUUGUUUAACAAGCAUCUUCUGCUGUGCAUUUGACCAGACAGUCACUGCCAUUAGGAAGGCCCAUUUCAAGUAUUCCUUUUUUACCUGGCUGUUAACUUUUGGUGGGGAAAAAGUAACUGGUACUUUCAAAUCCAUGCUGACAAGUAUGAUGAUGCUUUUCCAUUCCCAUAAUUAACCUAAUUUAGGAUGAUCACUCCAAGAAUAUGUUUUGUUUCAUAGUAUUCUCUAUAAAAGUUCAGGAAACUGAAUUUUUAAUAAAGAUAUCGAACAUGUUUUAUUUGAUUUAAUUAAUAGUGACAGGAAUUAAUAAAAAGGAGAUCUGAAUCACUUUAAGUUACAACAGUCCUUCGUGCCUCCAUUUUUUCACUAUGUAAUGAGGUUAAUAAGAAAUCUGUCUCAAUGUAAUUUUUUUCAAUGGAUUUUUAUUAUUUUUUCAGAAUUUAUAUUUCCUUUUUCACUCUUCUUCUUCUCAAAGAACCACCCUUUAUAACAAAUAGCUUUUUUUAAAAAGGAAGAAAAAAUAUUCAGCAAAACCAAUCAAUGCAUUGAAAAAAUUCAGAUUUUACAAUCACUAUUUCACACCUAAGGAUCUGCAUCUCUGAAAAGCAUCAUGAGAAGUAGGACCUUCAAGUACCUUUUUUUUGGGACCAACUUUAUUCUUUAUAAAUUCUCUAUCUUCAGAUUCUAUUAUUUUGUGUUUCUUUACUUUUCUGUUGGUUUAGUCAUUAUUUGCAUUGUUUUCUUCCUACCAACAUUUGUGAUGUAAUGGGCCAGUAUGUAAAACAAUGCAGAAAUGGCAUCAGAGAGUCACUUAGAAAAAUUCUCAGUAGAAUGUCUUUUAUCAUUAAAUUAUAUUCUGUUAGCUCCAGAACAGCCUUGUAUCAUCCUAUCUUUAGAGAGGAAACAAAAUGAAACACACCCUAACAAGGAGUCCUUCCAAUAAUGUUUACAGUUUGUGAAUAACAGCUGUCAAAACGGUAUUGUCAAGUUUUUAGAAAGUUUUAAAUGCUUUUAGUAAAGUUUUUAUAAUCUCCCUUGAGGAAACUAUCUCAUUUCUCACAGAAAGAACAUUUCUUUUUUCUCUACAAAAUGUAAUGCCAGUGUUUUAAAUGUAAACAUGAAAAUCAUUAUGAAAUCCUCUCUGCAGGUAUGGGAUACAGAGAGCCAAGCAAAAAUUUAACAAUAGGAAGAUGAUACUGUCUAAUGUCUUUUGCAAGGUUGAACUGGAUUUAAGAGAAGAAAUUCUAUGGAGCUUAAGUUCAGGCAAUAACCUACACCAUUUCUACCUGAAAAGCUACGUGUAAUGAAUGGCAAGUGAUGAUUUUGUAAAUGUUAAGUUCAUACUUUCACCAUUUGUAGUUUCACAGAUGUAAACUGCCAAUAACUCAUAUUAAAAAUAAAGUUUCAUAUUAUCUAUA
Messenger RNA from Antechinus flavipes (yellow-footed antechinus), 12439 nucleotides. RefSeq names its product syntaxin binding protein 4 (gene STXBP4). Bases 188 to 1897 code for a protein of 569 amino acids. Gene Ontology annotation, cellular component: cytoplasmic vesicle. NCBI's taxonomy places the organism in Eukaryota, Metazoa, Chordata, Mammalia, Dasyuromorphia, Dasyuridae. The transcript is spliced from 18 exons. Gene Ontology annotation, biological process: regulation of insulin secretion involved in cellular response to glucose stimulus; insulin receptor signaling pathway. The record is from RefSeq and is a predicted model, not a curated record. Gene Ontology annotation, molecular function: syntaxin binding.